UUGACAUAACUCGGAUGUGUGCUUUAAGUUCCGCCUGAAAUUGUAUUUCAAAAUUGAUGUUUCGGAGCCCUCUCAAAAAAUUAUUUCUCACUUCACAAUAUGCGGCACUUACAAAUUGCUAAAUAUUUACAACCACGGUAUGCAAUAAGCACUGUUCUGUCGCCCCGUUUCAUGUCUAAGGCUGGCAAUGCCAAAUCUUCUGGGUCUGGAUCUGGGGAUAAGGACGCAGACGCAAAAUGUAAGGAGGGCAAGGAUGCACAGCCUUCUGAUACAGCCGCCAAACCAGCUGAGGCAGCGAAGAAACCUACAGAGGCAGUAAAAAAAGAAACAGCGCCAAAAGAGGCUAAGGAGUCCAAAACCACGCAGCCAAAGGACGAAACAGUGAUAAGCGGCGGGACCAAAUGCCAGCCAAAAAUCAAUCCUGCUGCUGAAAUUAGUAAAAGUAAAAAGAAACCAAGAACCUGCGAAGAAAUAUUGCUGGGUAAAGGUAAUCAGAAGAAGAGGAAGCCCGCUCUGACGGCCAUUCAAGGAGGAGACUUGGGCUGCCCCGGCAGAAUUGAAAAAAGACCACCCAUUGUUGCUAAGCACGCCAAGCGAUGGCAGAAGAUCUCGCUAUUCGGAGUCCUGCCUUUGAUAGCCGUCCUUAGUCUUUUGGUGUUCAGCACCCGGAUGGAGGGCGAUCGCCUGGAGUUCAAGAACUAUACCCACAUGUACAAGCGAUCGAAGCCCUUCUGGUUUCGCGAUGGAAAUCGCACAGCCUUUCACAACAGCCACCUGAACGCCUUGCCCCCAGCAGGGUACGAGGACGAGGUCGACGAAAGCGCCAUUGGCCAGGACCCAGAGUCCGAGCCGGAUAAAAAGGCCCGGCUAAAAGAAUUCGACAAGGUGGUCAAGAACUGGCGCAAGCAUUCAGCCAAAAGAGACGCCCAGCUCAAGAAGGAGGCUGCCGCUGCAGAAAAGGAGGCUAGAAGACAGGAAGCGCAAUAAAACAUACUGGUUAAGGUCCUUUUGAGAUCACCAAACAACUACGAAAACAACAAAUUAUUGUCCACCUCUAAAUAAACUACCUGUCUUUCUAUA
Molecule: messenger RNA, 1080 nt
Organism: Drosophila biarmipes
Lineage: Eukaryota; Metazoa; Arthropoda; Insecta; Diptera; Drosophilidae
Gene: COX6AL2
Exons: 4
Coding region: 100-987 (295 amino acids)
Biological process (GO): mitochondrial electron transport, cytochrome c to oxygen
Cellular component (GO): mitochondrial inner membrane
Molecular function (GO): enzyme regulator activity
Source: RefSeq, a predicted model, not a curated record